AUGGUAUCAUCUAACCAAUUUUCACUCAUCUUUCUCCUCCUCCUGUUAGCCAUUAUCAACUUCACCCACAGCACGGACCUAACAAUAACAAUAGUCAACAACUGUCCCUACACCAUCUGGCCAGCCAUUCAACCCACCGCCGGCUACCCCAUCUUAGACCACACCGGUUUCCAACUCGAAAAACUAACCCACUUCUCCUUUCCCGCUCCCCAAACGCAGUGGUCCGGUCGUAUCUGGGCUCGAACGGGAUGCAUAGAAUCCCUAGACCGUUUCACAUGUGCCACCGGAGACUGCGGAGGGCAUCUCGAGUGUGUCUUGAUGGGAGGUGCUACCCCAACAACCCUAGCCCAAAUCAGCGUUCACAAUCCACCCAACGACGAUUGUUCAUACGAUGUGAGUCUGUUGGAUGGUUUCAACAUCCCGAUGACAGUUACCCCACACGAGGGGAAAGGGAACUGCCCAGUAGUUGGGUGCCGGGAAGAUAUUUUGGCGACUUGCCCAGAUCCAUUGAGGAUGCGGUCGUCUUCGGGAGCGGUAGUGGGGUGCAUGAGCGGGUGUGAGGUGUUUGGGACCGACGAGUUAUGUUGUCGGAAUCAUUAUAACAGCCCACAGACUUGUAAGGCUUCGAAUUACUCGGAGUUCUUUAAGGUGGCUUGUCCGGAUACGGUUACCUACGCACAUGACUCGUUGGCUUUGUAUGAAUGCUCGUCUGUGCGCGAGCUUAAGGUCAUAUUUUGUCAUUGA
Impatiens glandulifera is the source of this 744-nucleotide messenger RNA. RefSeq names its product osmotin-like protein. The transcript has a single exon. NCBI's taxonomy places the organism in Eukaryota, Viridiplantae, Streptophyta, Magnoliopsida, Ericales, Balsaminaceae. Bases 1 to 744 code for a protein of 247 amino acids. Gene Ontology annotation, biological process: defense response. Gene Ontology annotation, cellular component: extracellular region. The record is from RefSeq and is a predicted model, not a curated record.